This is a messenger RNA of Clunio marinus, 489 nucleotides long. NCBI's taxonomy places the organism in Eukaryota, Metazoa, Arthropoda, Insecta, Diptera, Chironomidae. The record is from the annotation of a GenBank genome assembly.
AUGAACAAUGAAAAAUAUGGCCACAAUUUAAAGCGACUGCAUGCUUUCCGGAAGACUCAGACGAUAAAAAAGUUUCGGGCGAAAGAAGAGGUUAAAAUAGAACGAAAUAUUUUAGCAGAAAAGCAAAUGAUGGAACAAAAUGCAAUUCAAGUCAAUUAUCAAUUACCUCUCGAAAUUGUCAAAAACGAAACUUUAAAACAAAUCGUUGAUCAACCUCAAGCAUCGUUUAUUGAAGAAAAUAUUUCAAAUCAACACGGAAAUGAGCUGGAAGGUGACGGCAGUCAAAAUGUGGUUGUUGACAAAGAUCUUCAAAGCGAAAUUAACAAAGAAGAUAAACCCGAAGAAUUGUCUGAAUCAAAAUCAGAAUUACCAAGUGAGAAUUCUUCAUCGAAAGAAGAAAUUGAACCGGUGAAUAAUGUUUUACAAAUAGAAACUUCUCCAAUUGAAGAAGAUCAACCAAUGGAAGUGACAGAAGAAAUAUUUACAUGA